CUGUUGUUUAGGCUGGUUGAAUGAGUUCCCUAUGAGAGUCUACUUCUUCUGCAAGAAAACAGGCGGCCGCACCAGUUUCCUCAUAUGAGAGAGUCUACUUCUUCUGCAAGAAAACAGGCGGCCGCACCAGUUUCCUCAUAUGAGAGAGUCUACUUCUUCUGCAAGAAAACAGGCGGCCGCACCAGUUUCCUCAUAUGAAAUUAAAAGUAGGUUUGUGACCUAACACACUUUCAAAAUGGCUGUUGAAACUGUGGGACACAUUUCUCUGCAAGAAGUCGGAUAAAUGUGUUGAUUUGAAGGAAAGACGAGCAGACUGUUGUCAGUGGUCUAAAAUGAGUAUCUCUGGGGAGAAAGAGGAGGGGGGCCCUGCCUCCAAAAUGAGACUCUCUGGGGAACAUGACACCACAGCUAAAAGUCCAAUCAAGCAGGAGAGACCAGCCUCCCUUGUACCCAUCGGUGUGUCCAUGAAGAGUGAGCGGUCUAUGGGUACACCUAUAUUGUUCAGAGAGGCAGACUUUUCUACUGGACAAAGAAACCAACAGGAGAGAUCAGAGUCAGAGAUUCUCAGUGGUCAGUCUUCCCAGAGUCAUCAAACAGACUUAGCCUCCAUAUUCAGUUUGCUUGAAGAGAAUAUUAUCACAUUUGUAAAGAACGAGCUGAAGAUGUUCAAGAGGAUUCUUAGUCCAGAACUCCCACAAGGCUUUGAGAGUCAGAAGCAGGAAGUGGUGGACGCUGAAGAUGAGAAGCAGGAGAGCAGUGCCAGAGAGGGAGCUCUGAAGAUCACACUGCACGUCCUGAGGAAAAUGAACCAGAAGGAGCUUGCUGACACACUGGAGAAAAAUGAACUUGCUGUGAUUUGCCAACGUGAACUCAAAUCUAAUCUAGAGAAGAAGUUUCAAUGUGUAUUUGAGGGGUUCGCUAAACAAGGAAACCCAACACUUCUCAAUAAGAUCUACACAGAGCUCUACAUCACAGAGGGUGGAACAGGAGAGGUCAAUAAUGAACAUGAGCUGAGACAGAUUGAGACAACAACCAGGAAACAAGCAAGACCAGAGACUGCAAUCAAAUGUAAUGAAAUCUUCAAACCCUUAACUGGACAAAACAAACUUAUCAGAACUGUGUUGACAAAGGGAGUCGCUGGCAUUGGAAAAACAGUCUCUGUGCAGAAGUUCAUUCUGGACUGGGCUGAAGGAAAAGCAAAUCAGGAUGUCCAAUUUGUUUUUUCAUUCCCUUUUCGGGAGCUGAAUUUGAUGAAAGAGAAAAAACACACUUUGAUUGAACUUCUCAACCACUUCUCAAUGGAAACCAAACAAUCAAGAAUCUCCAACUAUGACAGGUACAAAGUUCUGUUCAUCUUUGAUGGUCUGGAUGAGUGCCGACUGCCCCUAGACUUCCAGAACAACAAGAUCUGUUGUGACGUCACCAAGUCAACCUCAGUGGAUGUUCUGCUGACAAAUCUCAUCAAGGGAAACCUGCUUCCCUCUGCUCUCAUCUGGAUAACUACCCGACCUGCAGCAGCCAAUCAGAUCCCCCCUGAGUGUGUUGACCAGGUGACAGAGAUACGAGGGUUCAAUGACCCACAGAAGGAGGAGUACUUCAGGAAGAGAUUCAGUGAUGAGGACCUGGCCAGCAGAAUCAUCUCACACAUAAAGACAUCAAGGAGCCUCCACAUCAUGUGCCACAUUCCAGUCUUCUGUUGGAUUUCUGCAACAGUCCUUGAACACAUGCUGAAACAUAAGAGAGAAGAGAUGCCCAGUACUCUGACUGAGAUGUACACACACCUUGUGGUGUUUCAUACCAUAAAGAAGAAUGAAAAGUAUCUUGAGAAAGAAGAGACAGGUCCACACUGGAAUAAAGAGAGAAUUCUGUCACUGGGAAAACUGGCUUUUCAACAGCUUGUGAAGGGCAAUCUGAUUUUCUAUGAAGAAGACCUGAAAGAGGCUGGCAUUGAUGUCAAUGAAGCCUCAGUGUACUCAGGAUUGUGCACACAGAUCUUUAAAGAGGAAUGUGGGCUGUACCAGGACAAGGUGUACUGCUUCGUGCAUCUGAGCAUUCAGGAGUUUCUGGCUGCUGUAUAUGUGUUCCUCUCAUUCAGCAACAACAAUGAGAAUCUAAUGGCCGAACCUCAAUCAACAUCCAGGAACUUUUAUGUGAGGAUCAGACAGAAAAUUAAAGUCACAGUCUACAAGAGUGCUGUGGAUGAAGCCUUACAAAGUGAGACUGGAAACCUGGACCUUUUCCUCCGCUUCCUUCUGGGCCUCUCACUGGAGUCCAAUCAGAAGCACUUACGAGGUCUACUGACAAAGACAAGAAGCAGCUCACAGAGCCAUGAAAAAACAGUCAAGUACAUCAAGGAGAAGAUCAGGGAGAAUCCCUCUCCAGAGAGGAGUAUCAAUCUGUUCCACUGUCUGAAUGAACUGAAUGACCAUUCUCUAGUGGAGGAGAUCCAAAACUACCUGAGCUCAGGAAGUGUCUCAGAAGCAAAACUCUCACCUUCACAGUGGUCAGCUCUGGUCUUUGUGUUGCUGUCUUCAGAAAAGGAGCUGGAUGUGUUUGACCUGAAGAAAUACUCCAGAUCAGAGGAAGGUCUUCUGAGGCUGCUGCCAGUGGUCAACGCCUCCAGAGCUGCUCUGCUGUCAGGCUGUGGAGUCACGGACAAAGGCUGUGCUUCUCUGGCCUCUGCUCUGAAGUCAAACCCCUCACACCUGAGAGAAAGUCUCGAGGAGGAAGGCUGUGCUUCUCUGGUCUCAGCUCUGAGGUCAAACCCCUCACAUCUGAGAGAGCUGGACCUGAGCUACAAUCACCCAGGAGACUCGGGAGUCAGACUGCUCUCUGCUGGACUGGAGGAUCCACACUGCAGACUGGAGAAACUCAAUGUGGAACAUGGUGGAGAGAACAGAAUGAAACCUGGCCUUAGAAAAUAUGCCUGUGAUCUCACACUGGACCCAAACACAGUAAACAGACUCCUCUCUCUGUCUGAGGAGAACAGAAAGGUGACAUGUAGGAGACAGGAGCGGCGGUAUCCUGUUCACCCAGAUAGAUUUGAGGACUGUGAACAGGUGCUGUGUAGCGAGGGUCUGACUGGGCGCUGUUACUGGGAGGUAGAGAGGAGUGGGGGAGGGGCUGUUAUGGGAGUGACAUAUAAAGGAAUCAAAAGGAGAGGAGGGGGCAUUGACUGUGGGAUUGGAUACAAUGACAAGUCCUGGAGUCUGGUCUGCUCUGAUAACAGUUACAAGGCCUGUCACAAUAAUAAUCACACUACCAUAGACAUCCCGUCCUCCAGCUCCCACAGAGUAGGAGUGUAUCUGGACUGGCCAGCCGGCACUCUGUCCUUCUACAGAGUCUCCUCUGACACACUGACCCACCUGUACACAUUCCACACCACAUUCACCGAGCCGCUCUAUCCAGGGUUUAGGGUUUAUGAUGUUACCUCCUCAGUGUCCCUUUGUCAAGUGGUCUCAUUGUCAAACACAACAUGAUGUUUCACUCUAAUCAUGUGUUUUAUGUUUGAUCACAAUAUGACAUUUAAAUACAUGGAGGAACACACACACCAGUUUGGCUAAAUCUUGCGCCCUGUGAGAACACACACACUGUACACACACACUGGACUC
Oncorhynchus gorbuscha (pink salmon) is the source of this 3611-nucleotide messenger RNA. Its product is annotated as NLR family CARD domain-containing protein 3-like. The record is from RefSeq and is a predicted model, not a curated record. The transcript has 11 exons. The coding region runs from base 333 to 3479 and encodes 1048 amino acids. Gene Ontology annotation, molecular function: protein binding. Lineage: Eukaryota; Metazoa; Chordata; Actinopteri; Salmoniformes; Salmonidae.